Messenger RNA from Staurois parvus, 551 nucleotides. Lineage: Eukaryota; Metazoa; Chordata; Amphibia; Anura; Ranidae. The record is from the annotation of a GenBank genome assembly.
AUGGUAUAUCCUAAGAUUGCCCUUUGCUGGGUCAUUUUUACCUUGGCAUUUACAGGCAUUGCCUCUGAAGACAACAAAGACGGUAAGUGAUUAUUAUAGUUCAAGAAAGCAAUGAUGAACUAAGCUUGAGGUGUCCAUAUUCCAAAUGUAAAUGGUCAUAUGAAGGCAAUCCUAUGGAAUAUGAGGAAUCUCAGAAUUGCUUGCUGAAUUUAGGCUCUGUGUGGAAUGAUCCUCGUGGAACCUACUCAUGCCAGGAUCCUGACAACAAGGAUGUCAUAAAAAUCAAGUUUAUUGAUGUGUAUGUGAGAAAGUGUCAGAACUGCAUAGAACUGGAUUCUGGGACAAUCUCCGGAUUUAUAAUUGCUGACUUAAUCAUGAUUGGCUUUAUUGCCAUGGCUGUGUAUUUUGUUUCUGGCUCGGAGACCCGCAGACCUGGAAGAGCUUCUGACAAACAGAAUUUGAUUGAUGGAGACCAAGCAUAUCAGGAAUUAGGGCCACGUCGAAAUGACGAAUACAGUGUGUGCCAGUCAUGCGUACAAGAAAUGCUGUUU